AAGUGAUAAAAAAAAACUCAUAAUUAAAAAAAAAUGGGGGAGUCAUCUUCUAAGAAGGGCCUCAUCGCCGCCGUGGCCUCCGUUCUCUUGGUGGCGGCCAUCGUUGCCGCCGUCGUCACCACCAGAGGCAGCAGCGAGGAGUCGCCGGAUAUAGGAUCCACCACUAAGUCGGUAGACUCGAUCUGCGCCCCGACGAUGUACCAAGACACGUGUCGCGCCAGCCUCGCCGACGCCAACACGACCGAUCCCAAGCAGCUCAUCCAAAGGGCGAUCGACGUCGCCAUCGACAAAGUCGGCGGCGCUCUCAAACAAUCCAAUCUGCUCAAGGAGGCCGCCGCCGAUCCGAUGACGAAAUUGGCGUUCGAUGUGUGUCGGGAGGUGCUCGAGACGGCCGUCGGCGACCUCAGGCGAUCGGUCGAUCGGAUCGGCGCCAUCGACGAACCCGGGAUGUUGAAGGGGUUCAUGGCCGAUCUGCGGACGUGGCUGAGCGCCGUCAUCACUAAUCAGGACACCUGCGUCGACGCCUUCGAGAACACCACCGGCGACACGGGCGAGAAGAUGAAGAAGCUUCUGAAGACCGCCCGGGAGCUGUCGAGCAACGGCCUCGCGAUGGUGACGGAUAUGUCGGAGUUCGUUGAGACUCUGCAGCUCGGAGAUUUAUUCGGUAGCCGGAAACUGAUGGCGGAGGCGGAAGGCGAGGGUUUCGUCAACCGGCGGCUGCUUCAGGCCACCGCGCUGUCGGUGAAGCCGACGAUCGUGGUGUCGAAAGACGGCAGCGGGAAGUUCAAGCGCAUCAGCGACGCCGUGGCUUCGCUGCCGAAGACUCCUCCUAGCCCUUCCUUCGUCGUGAUCAAAGUCAAGGGCGGCGUGUACCAGGAGAAUGUCGACAUUCCCAAAGGGCUUAACAAAGUUGUGCUCAUCGGCGACGGGCCCACCAACACCAAGAUCACCGGAAAAAAGAGCGUCAAGGGCGGUGUCCCGACCUAUAGCACCGCCACACUUAUCGUGAGCGGCGAUGAUUUCGUGAUGAAGGACAUCGGCGUCGAGAACACGGCGGGGCCGGAAGGCAUGCAAGCCCUAGCCGUGCGAAUCUCCGGCGACCGGGCCGUCCUCUACAACGUCAAAAUGGACGGGUAUCAAGACACCCUCUGCGCAGAUAUCUACCGCCAGUACUACAAGAACUGCAUCAUCUCCGGCUCCAUCGACUUCGUCUUCGGUAACGGCCUCACCCUCUUCCAGGACUGCACGUUCGUCACGCGAAAGCCCGGCCCGGGGCAGGAAUGCGCGGUGACCGCCCACGGCCGGGCCGAUCAGAACAGCAACACGGCCAUCAUAAUCCAGAACGGGAAGUUCACGGCCGAACCGGCCCUGCUCGAGGCCAAGCCGCCGGUCCAGUCGUUCCUGGGCCGGCCGUGGAAGGUGCUGUCGAGGACGAUCAUCAUGCAGUCACACAUCGAGGCCUUCAUCAACCAGUCGGGCUGGGCCAAGAUGAUCGGGGACAACGGGAUCAACACGUGCUUCUACGCCGAGUACGGGAACCGGGGGCCCGGGUCGAACACCGCGAACCGGGUCAAGUGGAAGGGCAUCCGCACCUUGACCGGGGAGCAGGUCCAGAGCUGGACCGGCGGAGUCGUCUACGGCCCCGGCGGCGACAAGUGGAUCAAGGAAUCCGGAGCUCCGUACGUGCCGGCGAUGAUGAAAGUUUAGUUUUAGCUUAAUUGCUUAGGUUUAGAUUGAUUAAUUAGCUGCGCGUUGGAUUUGUGAUGAUUCAAUGUUGUUUCUUGUAAAUUGUGAUCGUGUGAUCAUUUUUAGGAUUGUUGUAUAAUUUUUUAGUUAAGUGAUUAGUAUAAAUAAUUUAUUUUUAUUU
Salvia miltiorrhiza (redroot sage) is the source of this 1867-nucleotide messenger RNA. RefSeq names its product pectinesterase-like. Lineage: Eukaryota; Viridiplantae; Streptophyta; Magnoliopsida; Lamiales; Lamiaceae. The transcript is spliced from 3 exons. The coding region runs from base 34 to 1707 and encodes 557 amino acids. The record is from RefSeq and is a predicted model, not a curated record. Gene Ontology annotation, biological process: cell wall modification. Gene Ontology annotation, molecular function: pectinesterase inhibitor activity; pectinesterase activity.